GUUUGCUUCCGUUUCACAGCUAAAUAAGAUACAAGCUCCCAAGGUAUACUUAACCUGACUCUUAUCUAGCUGAGUAUCAGCUUUCAGGUGUGGAAUGAGCGCAGGGACAUCAGAUAUCCCAGCACCAGAGCAGGAGCCGGCAGAACUCGCACGCUUCAGAGAGCAAUGGAAGGCCGAGGUCAGGCAACGACAGGCUGCUACAUCAGGCCCACAAACUCAACCCGUUCCCAGUGGCAGCGCUACUGCAGAACGCGCCGUCUCCCCAGCUCGGAGUGACACCAGCACGAAAACUGCUACUAUCACUAACACAUUAUCAGCAUCUCGGGGACCUGCAACCCAUGCCCUCGCGGGUGCGCCUGCCGUCCUAGCGCACGCAUCUCACGGCCAAUCUCAUCUCAGUCCCACCCUGGCUCAUGCCGUCGAGGUCUAUCGCAAAGCAGCUUUUCACGAGCAGCACAGCCAGCUAGACGAGGCUCUCCGACUCUAUCGCCAGGCGUUUCGUCUCGAUGCGAACGUCGAUCGUGCGUACUUCAUAGAAGAACAACGCGCACAGGAGCGUUCUGCUGCUCAACCAGCUACUCACAAGAAAAUUCCAUCCGCUGGCUCGGUAGAUGCAGUUACACGGGGUGUGGAGAAGCUCGAAGUGCACCAGGAUAGCAAGGAUAAAUCAUUCGUGACGUCAGGGGUUCUUGCACAUGUGCUCAAGGACUUUCCUGAGAAUCUUGUCUUUGAGCCGGAAGAUGAGAAGGGGGGACGACCUCCCAUUAAUCUUGUUCCUGACGAGCUUCUGCUCCAAAUCAUUCGAACUCUUGACUACGCCUCAAUCGAGCGGUUCGCGGCUGUUAGUCGUAAAGCACGAGUGCUCAGUUUGGAUACUGCAAUUUGGAGAGAUUUUGUCCACUUGGCAUAUAAGCCCCCGCAGAUCGCUGAUGAUGAGUCUAUAACGAAUAUCGUGGAAUCAUACAAUUCGGACUACCGGAAAGUUUAUAUCGAACAUCCCCGCUUGCGUUUGGAUGGGGUAUACAUUGCUGUUUGCCAUUACAUGCGGAUGGGCUCUAGUGAGAACGCUUGGGUCAAUGUAACUCACCUCAUCACCUAUCAUCGAUACCUCCGAUUCUUCCCCAACGGCCAGGUCCUAUCCCUCCUCACCAACGAGGAAUGGCAACCCCAAACCGUUAUUCCAAUGCUCAAGCCCAACCUGCGCAUGAAGGGUUUCUACAUCGGUGACUGGUAUUUGUCCGGUAGCACUGUCUACAUCACGAACCUUACUGAGAAACGCCUGUCGUCGGCGCACGCUACCGCAGAGCCGCAGCAAAACAAGUAUGUCUUCCAGAUGACGCUUUCGUUGCGUUCACGCCCCCUCGGGCGGUGGAAUAAGCUCGAUUUUAUUGGGUAUGACUCGGUCAAUGUAGAGGAUGGGGAGGCGGUGCCGCUGCCGCUGAAGAAUGAACGCUCGUUUUGGUUCUCGAAGGUGAAGAGCUGGGCGGGGUAUUAGAAUGGCGAUACGCGGGCAGUCGCUAGAUGAGCACAGGAUUUUUUUUACAUAUGCAUGGAUCAGGUUAUGUAUAAUAUGCGUUGCAACAUCUUUAUAUUCGAUGGAU
Messenger RNA from Suillus clintonianus, 1601 nucleotides. RefSeq lists its product as uncharacterized. The record is from RefSeq and is a predicted model, not a curated record. Gene Ontology annotation, biological process: SCF-dependent proteasomal ubiquitin-dependent protein catabolic process. Gene Ontology annotation, cellular component: SCF ubiquitin ligase complex. NCBI's taxonomy places the organism in Eukaryota, Fungi, Basidiomycota, Agaricomycetes, Boletales, Suillaceae. Gene Ontology annotation, molecular function: protein binding. The transcript has 6 exons. The coding region runs from base 95 to 1495 and encodes 466 amino acids.